Messenger RNA from Trichoderma atroviride IMI 206040, 423 nucleotides. The record is from RefSeq and is a predicted model, not a curated record. Lineage: Eukaryota; Fungi; Ascomycota; Sordariomycetes; Hypocreales; Hypocreaceae.
AUGCCUCAAACAAACACCGAGCCGCAAUGGAUUUUGACUACAAAUCAAAGCUACACACCAAAAAGCAGUCUCCAGCUUGGCCAGAUAUUAACGGAUUAUACCAAUCCUAACAGUGCAAUUCUAACUGAGACCGCCGCUAUUGCCGACGAUAAGGUGAAGGAAGAGUCCUACGACCAAAACGUCAACUACAAGUCAUCUGAGCCAAUACAAACCGCUUUUGAAGAUUGGUUGGAAGCUGCAUCAAGCGCGUGUGAGGAACUCUGGAUGGUAACUGGGCUUCGAAUUGUUGGAAAAAAACGCGAAUUUGCCAAGGUUUCAGAAAUAAAGCUAUUGGUCGCACUGAAGUGGACGGAGAUGGUAGUGUGGCCGAACUCUCGAUUUAUGCACCACUACAUGUUGUCUGUCGAGGUUUUCGCCCACUAG